AUGAACUAUAGUAAAAGCACGAAAGAUUCUGCCUGGAACGGAGGCACGCUAGAUGAUGUGCAGACGGAGAGUGAAGCCAGCCUAGAUGCGGAUGCUGAGGAGCUCCAGGAUGAGCUGACUAAUGUGAAGCGGUACAGUGCAGGUGGCGCCACCGACUGCCUAAGCAAGCGUCUCCGAGCCGCCGCCAAUCACGUCGCUCCGUCGUUGCACGGCCGACUGAAUGGCGUGUGUGAGGACCGAGGGGACGUGUUGGACGGCGGCGUCGGCGACGCUGGCGGGGAGGCGGCGGUGGCGGAGCAGCAGCAGCAGCAGCAGCAGCAGCGGCUACGAACCAUCCUCAGUGUCGACCGGCAGGGUUCGACCGACAGUGAGGGCAAGCCGGACAGCAUCAGCAGCAGCAGCAGCAGUAGCAGGAGCAGCGGCGGCGGCAGCAGGAGCAGCAAUAGCAGCAGCAGGAAGAGGAGCCACGUGUCGUGGGCGGAUGAGGUACAGAGCGAUGGCGGCGGCGGCGGCCGCGCGUCCGGCUUCUGCGUGGAGUCAUCGACGGACGCCAACAGCCCUGAGGCGGGGAGGGGCAGCCCUGCACGCGCGGGCAGCCCUGCGUCCAUCGUCGGGCCGCGAGCGCGUGCGGGCAGCCCCGACGUCGCGCCGUUGUCGCCGCCGCGUCCGCAGCUGAGCAGUCUGGAGCUGCAGUCGUCGACGGAGAGUCUGUCUUCGCUCGACACGAUGAUGGCCGUCGUCGCAAAGUCGGCGAAGUCGGUGCUGCCGUCGCUGCCGCGUGAGCCACCCACCGAGAUCCGCUGCUACUUCCCCGGCUGCGGCCGCGUGUUCACGAACCGCAGUGACUUCGGCAAGCACCGCCGUCUCGGCACCCCGCAAGCGGACGCGACCGUCGCCGGUAGGGCGCCGUCGCCGACGCGUCCGGCGCCCGCGGGACGAGUGGCCGCCGGGGCGGCGACGGGCGGCGCACCGAGCGCUCGGAAUGGUGUGCGCAGCCUACUUCCCGCGCUGCAAGUACCGCAGACGACGCGCUCGCGGAGUACGUCGCGGCACGGUUACACGCACGAGGGCAUAAGGCGUCUGCUUCGGGUCCGGUCUGCGCGUCACCGACGACGACGGCGGCCGCGCGGUCGACUCGCUAGCGUUCGCCGUGCACAGCUCGGCUGUCUGUGAAAGGACGCCGGGCGCGGCGCGAUGCGUCUUUGCCGAUUGUG
Messenger RNA from Priapulus caudatus, 1214 nucleotides. RefSeq lists its product as uncharacterized. The record is from RefSeq and is a predicted model, not a curated record. NCBI's taxonomy places the organism in Eukaryota, Metazoa, Priapulida, Priapulimorpha, Priapulimorphida, Priapulidae. Bases 1 to 1173 code for a protein of 390 amino acids. The transcript is spliced from 3 exons.